Messenger RNA from Harmonia axyridis, 2798 nucleotides. It is a transcript of the gene RIC-3, whose product is annotated as resistance to inhibitors of cholinesterase protein 3. The transcript has 10 exons. The record is from RefSeq and is a predicted model, not a curated record. Gene Ontology annotation, biological process: synaptic transmission, cholinergic; protein localization to cell surface. NCBI's taxonomy places the organism in Eukaryota, Metazoa, Arthropoda, Insecta, Coleoptera, Coccinellidae. Gene Ontology annotation, cellular component: intracellular membrane-bounded organelle; neuron projection; neuronal cell body. The coding region runs from base 315 to 2558 and encodes 747 amino acids.
GUUUUGCAAUUACCGGCGAUUUAAUAAUUGAUUGUUUUAAUAUCAGAUUUUCAAUUUUAGAUGAAUAAACAAAAAGGGAGGAUCUCCGUUUAGAAGCUCGAAUUGCAACCCCUCAAAGGGUGUUGCUCCCCGUAUUAUGACAUAAGUUAUAUCCCAUUUCUCGAACUUGAUCUAAUUCCGUUCGUUGCUAUUUCUGUAUUUUACCGAAUUAAACGCCAACGUCAAUAUCUACGUAAUUUCAGUUUGAGUGUGUAUUUGUUAGUGUUAGGUUGUGUGGCGUGUCUUGUUAAUUUUACGACUAAAAAAUAUUAAAAAUGACUGAGCGAUAUCGACAAUCGAGUGGCACUGGCGCAACAUAUAUGAAUCCGGCGAAAAUGGAGAACGAAUUCACUCCUAAAAAAACGAUGAUUAUUAUGGUGAUAGUGGUUGCUUGCUUCGCAGUCUUAUGGCCUAAAAUAUUCUAUCCGAUGCUUGUUGGCUCUGCAAACCAACGGAUCAAACCCAGUGCUAUCGACAAGACAACAGGUUGCUGUUAUGUCCUAUCUGAAACGGACGUUGACACCAUCAAAAUAAUGUCUGAACUUUGCGGAAAGAUCAUAAGAGAACAGGUUGGAGAGGCCCCUCUUACAGGUAGACAAAUAAUAAACAUCUGCCAAGAGGAGGUAUUCAAGACCUGUGGAAUUGAUGUUUCUGUUGUGCUGCAAGAACAGGUGCGUUUGGGACACACGACCAAACAUAUCCUGGAUGAGAUACGCUCCCUCAAUGGCUCCCUUUGCCUUAAGUACAACUUCGGGGUGCAACCCUGGCGACUGGGAGUACCUCAUAUUGUCACCCUCAGAAAUAUGUCUGACAAUGUUCGUCAGGAACGUUCGCCCUUGGUGAGGUCUGAGAUGGUACAUCCGGCUUUCAGAGAAAGGGGCAGGGCCAUUCCCCAGGCCACACCCUCACAUCCACAUCCCAAGGUCAUCGAUGGAAGGCCUGGACCAAUACCUGGCAUGAGACCAGCAAUGGGGGGCCCUGGUCAAAUGGUGCCCCCUUCCAAACAACAAGGAAGUGGAAGCAUGGGAAUAAUUAUGCCGAUUUACACCGUUGGAAUUGUUAUAUUCUUCACUUACACUUUGAUGAAGAUUAUAUGUAAGAAACAUCCAGACACCGAUACUAUCUAUAGUAAGAUGGAGUUGGAUGCCCGUUAUAGAAAAGAAGGUUUGACCGAAAAUGGUUCCAGAGGUUCGAAAGAUGCAGGUUCCUGUAAACUAGUUGUAAACGCCAUGUCGGCUCUGUUGGAAGAGGUCGACCAAGAAUUAGAGGCCAGGCGGAGGUCUAGCGAGGUUGCACAGGAUGAAUGCCUGAGCAGCACCAAUCUGUCGAAUGGAAAUGUGAAGAAGGAAGAGAAGCCUUCUGUCAAAAUUAUGGGUAUGGAGACCUCAGAGAGCUGUGAAGGUGGUAAAAAAUGGCAAUCGGCUAAUUCUUCGGUCCUCCCUUCAUCUCCACUACCAGUUAGCCCCCAUAUUGAUCCUCCUAAGGAAAUCUACCUGGAUAGAACUCUUCCAGCUCAAUCACAAAUUCUAGUAUCAGAUUCGGCUACCGAAACAGAAAAAACCAGCUCAGACGAUGAUUCAGCUGUUGUAUUAGCUGGUAAAAUGACACUUUCAGUGAUUUCUCUCGAGAAUGAAGAACUUGAAAUUGGUGAUAUCUUGAAAGUUGAGAGAAACGAUACUCAAGAGACUGUUCACGACAAUAAACCAAUAAUAAAGGAAGAGAUCAACCACAUUAUUCAAGAAGCUAUCGAGAGUAUAGAUAACAAUGAAAAGGAUAUUAAAAUUGAAAAUGUACCAAAAAAAGAUACAGAAAAAGUUGCCGAAACAACGAAUAAUGUGCAUGAAGAAAAAACGAAAGAAGAUGCCUUACUUGAUUUACCAAAAAAAGAUUAUGUGACUACAGAAACUAUUCAAAACGAGGAUGGACCAAAAUUAGAAUUGAAUGAUGCCGAUAAUAUUAAGAAUAAGACCCAAUCGACGGAAGUUAAAGCUGUUGCUGAAUUCAUAGAAAAAGAAACUUCUAUUCCACUGGAAUCGAAACCUUCGGAACUAAUAGAAAGUCAACAUUCAACUUCAGAAAACCAAGGAGUGCCAUAUCCUCCCAAAUUGAAUUCGAGCGCUAAGUCAUCGAGCGAAGAUAGUGGAAGUACCGUUUUGUCUGGUUCUAACCAAGGCUCCGUUAUAAACGUUAACACAAGAGAUAUAGAAAUCGAAAAUAAGGAAGAAGACAAAGACGAGUCUGAGGAAGAAUCGGAUGUUGAGUAUGAAGAGGAAGAAAUAGAAGUAUCGGAAGAGGAGGAAGAAAUUGAAGACAACGAAGCUACUAGGGAACCCUUGGGGAGAAUGCAAUUAAGAGACGUAGAAAAUCGAAAUGUUGAGGUUGGAUUGGUGAAUGGAACAGCCAUCACACAGAACGGUGCUGUGGAGGAUGAAGACAGUGAGGAAGAAGAAGAAAUUAUAGAAGAAAUCAUUGAAGAGUAUUCUGACGACGAGGAAAAUUUAGAAGUUAAUUCUAAUUAGUUGCCAUUUUAAAUUGAAUAAUUCCCCAAAAAAUUUAGCUGAAGUUCAACUAUCAAGUUAAUGGGAAAAUCCUCUAGAUUACACUGCAAUAUUCAAUAUGACUGCAAGUUACGAUAUUUAUUCUUUAUGUAAGAACAUGAAAUAUUUCUGAUUAUAAAUUUUGAACCGAAAGGCAUCUUUAUGCUAGGACAUAAUUCAUAAUAAUUUAUGUAAUACUAAUAAACUAAAUAGAAAAAAACA